This is a messenger RNA of Bemisia tabaci, 411 nucleotides long. The record is from RefSeq and is a predicted model, not a curated record. NCBI's taxonomy places the organism in Eukaryota, Metazoa, Arthropoda, Insecta, Hemiptera, Aleyrodidae.
AAAACCAAAUGAAAUUGAAAGAAGUCAUGCCAGUGGGUGACUGGCUGGGAAAAAUGUUGCAGAAAAUAGGAACGUUCUUCCGUUCGUAUUCGUUGGAUGUCAGCUUGGGAGACUUGGACCUCGAUCUAGAAGGACGUGGACACCACCACUAUCGCCGCGUGUUCCCGAUUGUAGUGACGACAUACAUGAUCAUGUCAACGUUUCUGAUCCCGAUGGGUUUCCAGUUCAUGGCCAUGCUCGGCGGCAAGGCCCUCGUCCUCAGUAAACUGGCUUUCCUCUGGAGCUUGCUCGGGGUGUCGCGCCGUAUUUUCCCGUACUCCUACCCGGACGGCUAUGCACCGCCCCACCACGACUUCCAUCAACCGGGGCUAUAUCGCGCUGCCCAUCGAAAGGAUCAUAUCCCACAGUGAG